AUGUCGGAAUUCUACUGGAAGUUCCUUCAUAAACACCUCGCGCCAAAGUAUUCAACCGGAGAUAAACGGAUUGGCUACACACUGUCUGAAGUGGCACAAGUAUUGGGAGCGGCGAAAGAGGCGUUGAAAAAGGACAACUCACUCAUCGAAAUGAACCCGCCAAUUGUGAUUGUCGGUGACAUUCAUGGACAGUACUACGACCUGCUGCGAAUGUUCAGCUUAUUCAACGACAAAGACCGUAAUGAACCCGUUAGUGGAACACUCACACAGAAGUAUCUUUUCUUGGGCGACUAUGUUGACCGUGGCUCGCGUUCUCUUGAAUGUAUCAUGCUUGUCUUUGUAUUGAAGAUCCUUUUCCCGAAAAAGUAUGGCUUAGUUCGAGGAAAUCACGAGUGUCGACCAAUCAAUCGAGUCUACGGUUUCUUCGAUGAGCUCCAAGAUAGGUUUGGGAAUGAAGAAGCUGAGGCGCUGUGGCAAACAUUCAACGAGACCUUUGCUUUAUUGCCACUGGCGGGACUAGUUGGAAAGAAGAUCUUCUGCAUGCACGGGGAAUUGGUCAGUGAUCGGUUCACUUCUCCAUUGGCAAUGGAUCUCUUGUGGGCUGAUCCAAUGAUUGAUUUGAUCGGAUUCAUGCCGAAUCAGGUGCGAGGAGUGUCCGUGUAUUUUGGCGAAAGCGAAGUGGUGAAAUUGUGCAAAUCUCUCAACAUCGACCUUAUCGUUCGGGCACACCAGAUGAUGCAAAAUGGUUAUGGGUUCUUUUGUGGAAGGAAAUUAAUGACGAUAUUUACUGCGCCUCGAUAUUUCCCGGAGAGGAACAACAAGGCCGCCGUGUUGGUUGUGGAUGAAAAUGGGAAAUGCUCGAUUAAAGUCUUGCUGCCCUGCGAUGAGAUCAACACCGGAGAGAAAGCCUUCCGAAAGGAAUUUGACUUGUCUUACAUGGACAGUUCGAGUUAUCAAUUCUACAAGACCAAUGGAAAACUUCCAAAGGGACGACGAAAGGGU
Messenger RNA from Mesorhabditis belari, 1002 nucleotides. Lineage: Eukaryota; Metazoa; Nematoda; Chromadorea; Rhabditida; Rhabditidae. The record is from the annotation of a GenBank genome assembly.